Trypanosoma cruzi is the source of this 378-nucleotide messenger RNA. RefSeq names its product surface protease GP63, putative. Gene Ontology annotation, cellular component: membrane. Gene Ontology annotation, molecular function: metalloendopeptidase activity. Gene Ontology annotation, biological process: proteolysis; cell adhesion. The annotation marks the transcript as partial. The transcript has a single exon. The record is from RefSeq and is a predicted model, not a curated record. Lineage: Eukaryota; Euglenozoa; Kinetoplastea; Trypanosomatida; Trypanosomatidae.
AUGCUUCGCCAGCUCCGCCAGCUUUGCUGCGCGCUGCUCCUGUUGCUGUGCACCGGUGGCGGCCUCGUCAUUGCGGUGCCGCACCAUUGCGUGUUUGAUCGCCUGCCACGGAACGUUGGCGAGGUGACGGGCGGGGAGGAGCCGGCCAGUCCUGUCACUGUGUCCGUGGGCAGUGACUGGGCGCCCCUCCGAAUCAAGGUGUUUGCGGAUGACCUGGAGGGGUUGGGGGGAUUCUGCACCAGGGCCGGGGAGCAUAUAAACAUGUUUUUUGGCAAGGAGAUGGUCUGCCAGGAGGAGGACAUUCUGACGGAGGAGAAGGUGGACAUUCUCGAGAACGUGAUUCUUUCCGAGGCGGCGAAGAUGCACAGCGAGCUUCCA